AAGGUACAGGUAGAGAGGAAACCUGAGGAUACCAACCUAUGCCUUGGCCUGCGCUCAAAGGAGAUUUGGUUAAUGAGCUACACUGUAUACAAUCUUUGAUAAAUUAAAUAUAAAGUUAAAUAAUAAAAUAAAUUAUAAGAUAUUAAGCUUUUUUUAUUGACAGAUUGAUAAAUAUCUGUUUUAACAAAUUUCUUAGUUGCUUCUUCGCAAUAUCAAAAGUAUGUUUUUAUACACAAUCUACCCGAGCCAUGUCGGAUGCCUUUGAAGAAAUACAAGCGAUCAAAAUAAAGAGGAACAGUUAUCGCGAGAAAUUACAGAAGAGGAAACGCGAGAGACAUGAACUGUACACGCUUACUUCCACGCCGGUUUCGUCCUCCCUGACAGCGGAAUCAGCAUGUCCCGAUUCCAAUGCGUCUUCACGCUCAGAUCACAGCGAAUAUGAAAGGGAUGUACUUUGUAUUUUACAUGAAUCCCUCCCUAAUCUACCAAUAACAUCCGCAGACUUGAUAGACCAGCUACGUAAGAAUCUCAAUGCCGAUGUAUCUUCUUCGGACAUUCACAAGAUUUUAGAGAAGCUGGCUGCGCAAGAUAUAGUUAAGAUCAAAGAAGUCACGGAAAAUGGAGUAUUUGGAUAUACAGUGUUGUCGGUAACGGAAUCCCAAUCGUCAUGUCAAUUUCAAUCUGGUGAUACUGAGAAUAUCGAAAGCGUAGAAAUGUCCGAGUUAAAUGAUCAUGUGCCUCCAGAGAAACAGGCUAAGAUGGAUAAGAAAAAUACAGAAGACAUUAUGUCCUUGAUUUCCAUGCCGACUAUCAGAGAGAAAGAGAGCAAAAAGGUUGGCGAACAAAUCCUGGACCUAUUGUCAAAACAGACUUCUAAAGAAAAAUCGUUAGCAGAACGAUUUCGCUCUCAGGGAGGUGCCCAAGUCAUGGAAUUUUGUCCACAUGGUACCAAAGUAGAUUGUAUGAAAUUGAAUGGUGGUCCGGGAUUUGCAGAGAAAUGCAAAAAGUUACAUUUUAAGAAAAUAAUACAGAGUCAUACAGAUGAAUCUUUGGGGGACUGUAGUUUUCUUAACACCUGUUUCCACAUGGAUACAUGCAAAUAUGUUCACUAUGAGGUUGAUGGUCCAACGGCUCAACCAAAGGAAAUCAACGACUCUGAUAGUCCAAGCAAUACUGCUUCAAAUAAGACACUGAAUUUAGAUAGCAAAAAUGGCAGUAGUAGUAGCAAUGCAGGUAGCGAAUUGACUCUAUAUCCACCACAGUGGAUUCAGUGUGACUUACGUUAUCUUGACAUGACCGUUCUUGGCAAAUUUGCUGUGAUCAUGGCCGAUCCACCAUGGGAUAUUCAUAUGGAAUUGCCUUACGGCACGAUGUCAGAUGAUGAGAUGAGACAAUUAGGGAUCCCAGCCCUCCAAGACGAAGGACUCUUAUUUCUUUGGGUAACUGGCAGAGCUAUGGAAUUGGGGAGGGAGUGUCUGCAACUGUGGGGUUAUGAAAGGGUCGACGAGAUUAUCUGGGUAAAGACGAAUCAGUUACAAAGAAUAAUACGGACUGGUAGGACAGGCCAUUGGCUGAACCAUGGCAAGGAGCAUUGUCUGGUUGGCAUGAAAGGUAAUCCUCGUAUUAAUCGAGGAUUGGAUAGCGAUGUUAUUGUCGCUGAGGUCCGUGCUACCAGCCAUAAGCCUGAUGAAAUUUAUGGUAUUAUCGAACGCAUGAGUCCCGGCACCAGGAAGAUCGAAUUAUUCGGUCGACCACACAACGUGCAGCCCAAUUGGAUUACAUUAGGUAAUCAAGUAGAUGGUGUCCAUCUGAUUGAUCCGCAACUUAUUAAAGCCUUUAAAAAACGUUAUCCCGAUGGAAAUUCAAUGAAGCCUACUAAAUCAUAAGAUUAUUCUUAUUUAUCGAAUUAAUUCAAAGAUUUGAAUUUUGAACGGGGAACAGUAGUAUAAUCAAUUUUCAAAAUAUUUAAAGUUAAAAAUCUAAAAAAUUUAGAAAAUUU
This is a messenger RNA of Pogonomyrmex barbatus (red harvester ant), 1999 nucleotides long. RefSeq names its product methyltransferase like 3 (gene Mettl3). Gene Ontology annotation, biological process: RNA methylation; mRNA modification. The record is from RefSeq and is a predicted model, not a curated record. Gene Ontology annotation, molecular function: mRNA m(6)A methyltransferase activity. Lineage: Eukaryota; Metazoa; Arthropoda; Insecta; Hymenoptera; Formicidae. Gene Ontology annotation, cellular component: nucleus; RNA N6-methyladenosine methyltransferase complex.